Prorocentrum cordatum is the source of this 8070-nucleotide messenger RNA. The record is from the annotation of a GenBank genome assembly. NCBI's taxonomy places the organism in Eukaryota, Dinophyceae, Prorocentrales, Prorocentraceae.
AUGGUCAAAUUAAGGAACGCGUGGAAUGGCGCAGCGCGCAGGCAGCGCACCACCUCCGGCAACCUCAUCCAGGUCGUGGGCACCCCCUGUUAUGCCACUUUCCCUGUGGCACAGGAGGUCACGGACGCGCCGAAAGGAGUGGCCAUGUGGGGCGCGGCGCACUGCGUGGAGAGUGCGGCCUACGGCGCGACGACUGGCACGGGGCAUCGCGAACCUUGUGCACAGGAGAGCGCCUGGGUGCGACGACCUGCGGCCGAUUCCCGCGGCCAUUGUGGCGACGUGGAGUUGGUGCUCGAGCAGGGCCUCCUCGACCUCGACAGGUUCCUGCUCCACUUUGCCGACGGCAGGGCCGAGUGCGAGGCUGCCAUUGCCAGUGAGUGUCUUGACGACGUGGAGGCUGACGCUGGCGACGAGGGCCGAGCUGGCGUCGAUGUGCCGCCGCGACAUUUGACGCCCAAGGCAUUCCUCAGGCUCGGUAAAGAGAGCUUGGGCGAUGACAGUUGCUUGGCGCCUGACGAUGGUGCUGGCGGGCCAGCUGUCGGUCCAGAUGGUGCCCCGCACGCUGCGGCGGACCUGGCGAUAGUUCCCCUUCCGUUGCCAGACGCUGCCGCUGAGGACCCUGAUGACAUCGGCCCAGUUGAAGAUAUUGUCAUCGCAGGUGCUUCUUUACGUGCGGUGUCUGUGUUAUGGGGGCGGGUCCGCCAGUGCGACGCGCGAGAGCUUACGGAUGCAGUCUCCAUGCGGAUUGCCGACCAUUACUUGUCCACGAAACGUUCGCAUGCCAGCUUGAAGGUAGAGGCCGGCAUGUUGGGCACGACGCCGUUCAUGUUGUCGUCACGGCGACGGUGUCUUGCCAUGGCAGGCUUGUCGAUUCUGCAUUCAGACGCGAUCAAUGGGAUGCAGCAGAUUAUUUCGAACACGCGCAAAGCUGGAGGAAAGCUGCUUCUCUUUACGGAAUCGUGCCACUAUGGCGAAACGCCCAUGAGGUUGCGCGUCUCCGACGUCGAGUUCAAUGCAGUUUUGAUGGCGAGCUCCACACUUUCGCCUGAAGAGGAGAGGCUCGCGGCAUCACUCCGUGAAGUUUCGCAGCAAAAGAUUGUGGCAACGUUUUGGGUGUUCAGUCUCAUGGUCGAGGGGCUCUUUGAGAGGGCGGUGUUCUUGGAUGCGCCUCGGUGCCGCAUGCGCGCCCUCGGGGAUUCUUGGGCCGGUCACGACAAGCCACUGGAUUGGAUUGGCGGGUUAGCUUGCAUCCACGGUAUCUUUCAGGAUGCCUAUGUGAACUGGUGCGCCACAUUCAAAGACGUUGUUGGUGACGUCGGCGCUGGAGGCGUCGAUGGAGCUCCUGCAGGCGGCGCAGCUGCGCCCCCGAUGCUGUUGGAUGGCGACGCGGGGCCCCAUCUGGGCAUGGCAGAGGCCGCGGCGGCCGCCCCCGCAGCCCAUGCGCCUGCCGACGGGGGCCAGCCCGAUGCCCUGCCUGAGUGGAAGGUCCAGCAGCAGGAGCUGGCCCGUCGUCGCCAGCGAGUUCGGGACUGGAUAUCAAGGCCCACGUUCCUUGCUGAGACCAUCGUGCUUCGUCGCGUCGCAGAAGUCCACAGGUUUGCGAUGCAGAGUUUGUUGUGGAUGAGCGGCUCGGCAUGGGACCUUCGCCAACGUGCUGAGGAGGGCCGAGCUGUGCUGGCUGGUCGGUCUGGCUUCAAUCUCCGAUCAUAUCGAGCCUUGUCGUUGGCUUCGGGCGUCCCCGAUGUCCAGGUGAUCGGUCUGAUCAAGCAGCUGAUGAACUCUGGAGGCAUGUGGCGUGUGCUCCCAGCCAAUUGCAGGUCUCUCUCGUUGCGCCUGAAGGUGUUCAAGCAGCUAUCCAGGUCACUGUGUCUCAUGCUGGAGUUUCAGGCUCAUAGGUCAACAUGCCCUUUCAAGCCUUUUCGUUUACUUUUAGAGCCAGGUUUGAUUGAUGAGAUUCUCGCAGAGGAGCACAUGUGGGAUGAUUGGUUCGCAUCCUUCCACUCGCACUGCACGAGCGGGGGCAGAGGUGGCGUCACGUCGACGAUUGCACUGGCUGAUCUUCGGUGCACGCUCUUGCUACUCAUGCACGACACUGUGCCCGUUGAGGUCGGCCACAGUCGGUUUCGCAGGCAGCUGGAGGGGUCGAGCGUGCAGACUCAUCGACAAGCCAUCGAGGACGCCAGCGCCGCCGAGUUGCUGAGGCGGUUUCGCGCCUUCGAGCAGGCAUUCCAGGACAUUCGCGUGACUGGUGCGCCAGAGUCGGGCGCGGGAGGGCUCGCCGCGGCGCCAGCGGCCGCGCCCUCGGCCCAGGCGGCGAGUUCGUCGCAGGCGGCCGAGUCGGCCCCGAGCAGGAAGAGGCGGAGCCACGGCGGCGGCCCUUACCGCGCAUUCUUAUCCCAGAGGUUUAAGAACGUGGACGGCAAAGUCAACUGGGGCGGCAGCACUUCCGCCGAUUACCGCCGUGACAUGGCAGAUCCAGUGAAACGGGAGGUGCUCAUCGAUGCUGGCAAGCGGGCGACCGAGCAAGUGCGGAUGGGGGGCAAGAAGCCGUUCGGGCUUGGGAAGAGAGACAUCGAGAGACAGAGCUUGAAGUCCGCCCGCGAAGCCCAUGCAAAGCAUGCGCUUGCCAUGCACGAUGCCAACCUGGAGCGCCAGGACGUCGCCCAGAGCAUGUCGUUGAUGCCACUUUCUGCCAGCGCCGCGUCGCCAGCAGACUCCUGGAAAGCCGUGUUGGACUUGAAGGCCGUUUGCUCCGCCCAGACGAAGAUGCAGCAGGAGUUGAGGGCUGCCGAGGUGCGCUCGUUGGCAAACUAUGCUCGGGAUGCUGGUUUGGGAUCGCGUUCCUUGCAGGUCGGAGCCGUCUGUGAGCAGAAGGCCGACCACUUGCCCAUGCCGAACGGCUACCCGGCCUGCUACGACCACGAGUGGAUGCCAGCAGGCGUCAUGACGAAAAGCAAACAACUUUUGAGCAUCAGCACCAGCAGCGUCGUCGGGCAGACGAUCCAAAACAGGUUGUUCAAAACAUGGGCGAAGUUGCACAAAAUAUGCGGUGGCCCCCGUCGACCAGAGAUCAUUGAGGCUGCGAGGAAGCUGGGCGACGUGAAGAAGAACCACCGUUGCAAGUUUCUGGGCUGUUGUGUGUGCGAUGUGGGUGGCGCAGCUCACGUGGGCAAGGUCGCUGCAAAAUUCAAAGCAGCUCUUCGUUCAUCCGCUACGGCCUCAGCUGGUUUCAAACAGAAGCUGUUGGACGGGGACGUCGUCGCCGCAUUCAUUGGCAGGGACGUCGGCGCCGAUGGCGGAUUCACGGAGGGCGCCGACGAUUCGGUUAUUGUUUUGUGGGCCCACGUCGGUUGGCAGUGGCAGAGGCCUUGGGAGUCUCUUUUCCAUUAUGUCGAGGCCCCGCGGGGCGAUGCAGCUCAGAUUUCGCCAUGGUGUUCAAGGCCCCGCAGGGUCACGAGCUUGUUAGAUGGAUCUGGCACAGUGAAAUUUUUCUCGAAGCUGAACCUUGAUAAGCGCUGGGACGUGAGCUUUUGGGAGUUGCGGCGCUCGCGUGGUAUGCUCGGGAGUUUCGUCCCGAACGUGGCCGAGUGCGAUCCCGCCAUGCCCGUCAACCCCAUUCAUUUGUUGUGGAUGCUUCGGCGCGGUCUUCCACCUGGCAAGCGGAAGAAGAGAGGCUGGAGCAUUGAUCUGUCGAAGUACGACGGCAGCGAGGAUGACGACUUCGACGGUGAGGACGUCGUGGCCGACGGCGUUGAUGCGGCCGUCGACGAUGAGCUCGAUGGGGGCCGCGUCGAGGGCCCAGGAUUCGACAUUGCUGCUGCCGACGCGGCGGGUGAUCCUAUCGACUUACCGCCCGAACCUGCAGCAGAUCACGUUGCCGUGGGCGGCGCUGCUGUCAGUGAGGCUGGCACUGAGUCAGAGCGUGAGAUGGAUGUCAUCUUUGGUGAAGGUGGCCUGGAGAGGCCAUGGAACCAGCAUUGGAGCCUUGAGAACACAGGUGUCAAGGACGGCAUGGUGCGGGGCUGCGGGGGCUGUGCGGAGCACAAGUAUGAUAACGAGUUAACUAAGAGUAGGACGUGCAGCGGCGACGAACUCUUGAAUCACAAGGGCCAUGAAAAGGAGGCGGAGCUCUUCGACGCGAUCAGGGGCGGCAUUGGGCUGCGUAGGACUCCCUGCGAGGGCUCCGCCCGCGCUCUAGCACCCGCGACGCUUGACCAGGCGUUCGACAUGUGCCACGUCUCCAUGCGGCGCGCGUGGUCGCGCGCUGUAGGCAACGACCAGGCCUUCUUUGCAUCAGAGGCGUGGAGCUCAGAGAUUGACAAGUCUCAGGGAGAAGCCGACGAUGGCCAGAGCGAAGAUCCAUCGCAAGGGUGUUCAAGUCCGCGAGAUUGCCUCAAGGAUGCGUCGGCCGAGGUCACCGAGACAGGAGCCGUUCUUCUUCCAGUGGUUGAAGUUCCAGCGAGGUUGCCUGACUUCCCAGACGAGGCGCCACUCGACUCGGGCCCCACGCGUCUGAUGGCUGCGGUGCUGCCUUUGGAGACGCCGCAGCAAGAAAGCACACCAAAGGCACCAGAUGCUGUCCCUCUGGCCUCGAUGCCUGGGUCCUCAAACGACUUGCCCGACUCCGAAGUGGCUGGGGGUGAUGUGGUGAUUGCCGAGGUCCUCCCCGAGCGCAUGAAGACUGUGACGCAGACGCACGUCUACAAUAGCCUUCAUGAUGUGCCUGGGUGGAUGGUAUCCUUCUUCAACAAAAUGAUGCCGCACUUCGAGUCUCAGGGAGCAGAGCCCAUGGCCAGGGGCAAGCAGUCGGCGCGUGCUAAGCAGCAGGCCUUGGCGCUGCCGCAAGGGAGGGCCGCGAGCGACGAGGCCAGUGAUGGUUGUGAGAGCGUCGCCUCGGCGGCAACUGGAAUGACGCCGCCGCCUCCGAAGGCUCCUGCUCAGAUGAGGCCCCCGCCGAGGAGGAAGAAGGCACCCGCCAACUGCGUCGGCUGCGGCGUUUGCAACACUAGCCCCUGGGCCGAGUACAUCAAGAAGGCGAACGGCGAGCAGGUGCCAGUUGGUCCUGGAGAUGCCGAGUGCUACAAGACGUGGUUGGCUGGCUUCCAGACAGACGGCAGUUUCGAAGAAGUCUUGGAGAAGUGCCGCGCCGACAGCCAGUACAAGGAGUGCUUCCAGAAGGCCGACUCCAUCAGGAAGGGGCUCACGAAGGCAGUGUACCGUCUCGCAGACAUCGCGAAAUCAACUUCGCAGGGCUACCGCGCAUAUCGGUGCAAAGUGGGGCUGAAGCCAGUCGAAUUCGAGUCCAUUUUCAAUGGCACCAUCGAGGACGCGGGCCUGAAGCUACAGGACCUCCCGAACGAGUUCGGCGUGAUGUUCAAGGGUGCUCUCGUAAACGAUCCCGACCGACCUGGCGUCAGAUACGACGUGUUUCACGAGACCGCUUUGGAAAAGGUACUGUGUAUCAUGUCGAAGAGCGACCACUUCUGGUCUGGCCAGGAGGACAAGAUCUUCGAGAGCGUCUUCAAGUCAGACUUGAAUCCCGUGGGAUCGGCGUUGCAGAAGUUGCGGACCCAGUCGGUCGAGCCCAACGAGAUCAGGCAGGCGAUCUUUGAGAAGAGCGGCAAGACAUCAAGCGGGCCCAUCGGCGUUUCCUCGUCGGGCGGUCUUUCGGCCUCGGGGUCUGGUGGAGCUGCUGCCGCCGCCAGUGCUGCAGGAGGUCCCGAAGUAGAUGCAGAGUUCGAUGAGUUGAUGGGCGACACUAUCGUUGCAGCGGAGAGCGGGCCCAUGCUGCACGAUGCCACCCCCGUCGCGAAGACGACAGCAGGCAGGGGAAAAUCGACCCCCAGCUGUGCAGCUUCGUCGGAGCUUGGUUUACGCAGGGGCGGUUCUACCAUGUAUGGAGAUCUUGAUGAUGACGACGGCACGCCAGAUGGUAAGCGGCGCAAGUUCAGCACGACCGAGUGGAUCCAGAAGCUCGACCUCAUGAAGGCGCUGAGCGGGGCGGCGAUGGCACGCAAGAAGACUUUCGCUCAGACGCACUACAACAAUACCCCAGCCUCAGACACCAAGAAGAGCUUGCUGGCUGAGCAGAUCUUGCUGGUGGGCUACGCGAUCGACAUCAGCGAGUGCGACGUGGCCAAGGUGGAGGGCGAUUUCAUCACGACCCGCAUUGAGGAACUCUUGAGGGCAACCCACGACGGCAUCCAACGGUUUUUGAAGACCAUCUUCCCCUUGAACAUCAGCGGCUGUGACGACGAGGACAACUUCGACUGGAAGGUACCCAAGCUGUGGCAGUGCGAGGGGUCUCCUUCGGAAUUCGCGAGCUACUUCACUGCGGGCCUCGAGAAGCUCAUCGUGCCGCUGCUGACGAAAAACUCGGAGCCCAUCGACAUCAUCUUGAAGGCUUGCUCGUGGUGCUUGGAGGCGUACGCCGACGUCCUCUCUCAUGAGAUGGACGACUCGUAUGCCGAGGCGUUGCUGGACGCUUGUACUUGUUGGCGCGGUUGCCUUGGCCUUUUCAACGUGGCGGCCUCGACCACGCACGACCGGGCGAUCAAGAUGCUCAUCGAUAGGCCUCCCAAGGGAAAGGAGGACUCUCUGCCCUCGGUUGCACGGGCCACGAUCUCAAGGGUGAUGGAGUUCAAGCAGUACGUCGACGACUACACCGUCAAAGGUGCCAGCACGCUGCUCACUGCGCCCAAGUUUCAGGAGGCCAUGGCGUCGUUGCAGGAGGCCGCCACCAUGUCGAGCACGACGGAGGCGGUCAUGAAGUAUCCCGAGUUCAAGGCGAACAUGCGUCAGGGCAUGGUCGACGGCAUGGAGGCAGAGCUUUUGGGUCUCGUCCAGUUCUACGCCAAUGACUUCAAAGAGUUCAUGCGGCACGACGUGCCGACUGACCAGGCUGGACGUCACGCAGUUGUCAAGGUGUGCGAUGAGGCGAAUGCACUCUUUGAGGCGGUCGCGAAGCACAUGGUGGAGCUUGUACCCGGUGCCCCGCAGCUGGUGUCGUUCGCGAAUGCUGCUCGGGCCAAGGUCACGUCGCUCCACCGCCUGGAGUGCUUCUUCACGCUGCUGGAUGGCUACGCGAAGCCGCCCGAUGGUGCAGCAGCCGCUGCCGCUGGCAACUUGCCAUCUGCUGAGCACAGCAGGCGCCUGGUUGACGAGUGCAAGGGGCUUGCAACCCUCAGGGACGCCGUGAAGAACAACGGCUCGUACAAGCAGAUCCUCGUGUCCGCCGCGGAGAGGACCGCCGAGGGUAUCUCUCUGGUCGGCUCGGUCACCGCGCCUGGCUGCAAGGAGGCCUUGUCCGCGCUCGCAUGCCUCUGCAACCUGGCGGCGGAGGACGACUCGAUUCGCGACUCCGCGAUGCUGGUGGACAUCGGCCAGGCCGCGAUCACGCUGCACAGCACGAUGUCCGAGUUCUCAGCCCUCGGUGACACCGUGAUCGCCUCUGCCGACGCAGACGCCAACCAGGUGCUGGCCAUGAAGAUGAUGUCGGAGUCGACGGCCUUGCGUGAGCUGCCUGGGAUGCUGUCCCCCAACAUGCGGUGCGACUUCGCGGUGGCUGUGGACGACGCAGCCAAACGCUUGCUGGCGAACGUCUCCGACGCGAUCCUCGACAGGCGCAAACGGUCAGUCUUUAACUUGAUCGACCAGGUGUUCGCUGCCACGCGGACCGCGUACAAGAAGGAUGGGAGUCUCUGGAAGGACGGCUUCAGCGGCUCGUGGGACGACCUGGUGGCGCUGGCCAACAGCACCAUCAUGAGCGUGGUUGACGGCGACGCGCUGACCAGGGUGGCGGAUGCUCUCAGCGCCGAUGUGGACGAGUUCUGCAAGGAGGUCCAGCGGUAUGACCGCAUGACCGACUACAAGGAGACGGUCCUUUCGGCGAAGUUGGUGAGCACCAAUGCGAUGGUGAUCGUGCAGGAGGCAUCCAUCUUCCUGUGUUUCAAGAUGUUCGGGGAGCAGCCCGUCAAGCUGCGCAAGGGGCUCAUCAAGGACAUGGUCGCGAAGGGCCUCCUGGCGGCAGAGCCUGGGAAGCCAGGCAUCCUCGAGAUCAUGGCGCGCGAG